This is a messenger RNA of Mercurialis annua (annual mercury), 2438 nucleotides long. RefSeq names its product protein decapping 5. Gene Ontology annotation, cellular component: P-body. Lineage: Eukaryota; Viridiplantae; Streptophyta; Magnoliopsida; Malpighiales; Euphorbiaceae. The coding region runs from base 198 to 2081 and encodes 627 amino acids. The transcript has 8 exons. Gene Ontology annotation, biological process: cytoplasmic stress granule assembly; P-body assembly. Gene Ontology annotation, molecular function: mRNA binding. The record is from RefSeq and is a predicted model, not a curated record.
GUCACUUUCCACAAAAUAAAACAAACCUGCUGCAUAUGUAAAAAUCCGAAAACAAAACAAACCCUAGCAAUACACUUUUAUUUUCUCUCUCUUUGCUUUUUGAGUGAAAAUUUUCACUCUCAAAUCUUUCGCAACGAAAAAUUGUUCGUCGGUUUUUUCAUUUGUAGGUGAAAACAGAUAAGGAACGAGGUAGAUUUAUGGCGACGGAGAAUAGUAGCAAUACGGCGUCGACUUCGAGAUCUAAUUCGACGGCCGAUUCGUACAUAGGAAGCUUGAUUAGCCUAACUUCCAAGAGUGAGAUCAGAUACGAAGGCGUUCUCUACAAUAUCAACACCGAUGAGUCCAGUAUCGGAUUGAAAAACGUCCGGUCGUUUGGAACUGAAGGGCGGAAAAAGGAUGGACCGCAAAUCCCUCCCAGCGACAAAGUUUACGAGUAUAUAUUGUUUCGUGGAAGUGACAUCAAGGACUUACAGGUUAAGUCUUCUCCCCCUGUUCAGCCUACGCCUACACCACCUAUAAACAAUGAUCCUGCUAUUAUACAGUCUCACUAUCCUCACCCAGCUUCUACAUCUGUAAGCUUGCCACCUGCUGUUGGUGGGUCUUUGGGUGAUAUUGGAUCCCAUAAUGCACAAAUAGGACUACCUGGCUCGAAUUUUCAAGGUGGGCUGCCUUUGUAUCAACCAGGAGGGAAUAUAGGAACAUGGGGGGCUUCACCUCCUCCGCCAAAUGCAAAUGGCAGUGGGCUUCCUAUGCCAAUGUAUUGGCAAGGUUAUUAUGGGCCUCCAAAUGGGAUGCCUCAUUUACAUCAGCAAUCCCUGCUUCGACCGCCUCAUGGUCUAUCAAUGCCUCCUUCCAUGCAGCAACCGAUGCAGUAUCCCAAUUACAAUGCACCAUUACCUGCUGCAGCCUCAAACUUGCCUGGUAUAAACCUGCCAACUUCCAACUUACCAGCUUCAAACUUGCCAACUUCCUUGCCUAGCAUUCCAUCUCCUUUUCUAUCUGCCAGCACUAGUAUGCUUAAUUUAACCUCCACUUCUUCAGUACCAUCAACUUUGCCUACAACAUUACCCCCUGGGCCUUCUGCUUCUCUAGCUUCUGAAACAUUGCCAAGUUUUAUUUCUAACAAGACCCCUAGUUCUGCACUUCCUGCAGCCAAUUUAAGUGGCAGCUUGGCAGGACUGUCUCCCUUGAGCUCAUCUGUUCCAGAAUUAAAUACUACCAUACCGCCAAUUUCUAACAAACCUAAUGUAAUUUCUGGUCCAACAAUGCCAUAUCAGAAUGCUGCACAACCUACUGCAAGGGCUGCACCGUCUAAUUCUCUUCGCACAGAAGCGCCCACACCCUUGUUGGUAACUCCAGGCCAGCUAUUGCAGUUGGGAACUGUGACAGUCCCUACGUCACAACCUCAGCAAGUAGCUCAUAAAGAUGUGGAGAUUGUUAAAGUACCAGCAACAUCUUCAACAGAACCAUCAGUACCUAUUGUUAUGGAAGCUCAGCCACCAAUACUCCCAUUGCCUGUUCAAGCUCGGGCAAAUCAUAAGCCAAAUGGAGCUCCAUACCAUUCUCGUCAAGGUUACAGGGGGCGAGGAAGAGGAACUGGGAGUUCACGCCCUGUGACCAAAUUUACCGAGGAUUUUGAUUUUACGGCAAUGAAUGAGAAAUUUAAGAAGGAUGAGGUAUGGGGUCAUCUAGGUAAGAGUAACAAAAAGGACAAAGAGGACGGGAGAGUCAGUGAUGAAGAAUAUUUCCAAGAUGAGGAAGAUGACGAAUCGAAUAAGCAUGUUUACAACAAAGAUGACUUCUUUGAUACUCUGUCAUGCAAUGCACUCGAUCGCGAGUCUCACAAUGGAAGACCUAGAUUCUCCGAGCAACUGAAACUGGACACGGAGACUUUUGGCGAAUUCUCCAGGUACAGGGGAGGUCGAGGUGGCCGAGGGCCGCCUCGUGGUGGACGUUCCCGCGGUGGAUCAUAUCAUGGAAGGGGUGGCUAUGGCUAUAAUAACCAGGGGUAUGGCUACGGUUAUGGCUAUGGAUAUGGCGGGAGGGGUCGAGGCAGGGGGAUGCCUAAUAACUCGUCUUAGUUAGGCAUUAUUUGGUGGUAUUUUGAAUUUACCGGGUUAAACUAACAACCCGGUUGCCCGCUAAGAAAUAGACUAAUAUAGGGCUAUGGUUGCAGUGUGUUUCUUUUUCUGAUUGUGUAGAAAAUAAAGGGUAGGAUGCGCGCAGGUGUUUUUCGUUUUGUCCGAUUUGCUUUUAAGAGUCGGUAGUGUUGUUAAUGAAGAAGAUAUAUCAGUUAAUUGCUUAGGUUACUGUUUAGGUUGUUUUGCAGCUUGCCCGUCUUUGUUAAUUAUGAUGUAUAUGGUUAUCCAACUGGGAGAAGUUGGGACCUUCCAAUACUUUUUCUAAAUUUUCAGAUUAAUAUUUUUUUCGUACUUUAA